Kwoniella botswanensis is the source of this 1269-nucleotide messenger RNA. RefSeq lists its product as uncharacterized. The transcript has 5 exons. Lineage: Eukaryota; Fungi; Basidiomycota; Tremellomycetes; Tremellales; Cryptococcaceae. Gene Ontology annotation, biological process: UDP-galactose transmembrane transport. The record is from RefSeq and is a predicted model, not a curated record. Gene Ontology annotation, molecular function: UDP-glucose transmembrane transporter activity; UDP-galactose transmembrane transporter activity. Gene Ontology annotation, cellular component: endoplasmic reticulum membrane; Golgi membrane. Bases 1 to 1269 code for a protein of 422 amino acids.
AUGGGUGUUCUUAGACUUGGUAUCUGUAUAUCAGGUGUAUACGCUGCAUUUCUACUCUGGGCCAUAGCGCAAGAACGAUUAUCAGCUCCGUUCCCCUCUACAUCCCCUCAUCCGCAUACCUCCCCCGUCGACCACCCUACAAAAGGCGACAAAUUCCCUUCUUCGCUAUUCCUAAAUUACGCUCAGGCAGUAGCAUCGUCCUUAUCCGCCUUAUCUUACUUGCUGUUCAACGGUUGGAGGGCGGGUAAUCUGAAUAAGGGGCUUUCAAAGAUAAUAGGUUUUGAUCUCUUGUUCACUUCGGACAAUAGUGGAAAAGCAGUCGAAAAGAGGACACAGCAAAAUGGUAAUAACAAUGAGAAAGACAAUUCGAAGAUCACUCAGAAUGGACAUGCUUCAUCAGAUAAAAAUACGCGGGUAGGGAAUAAAUCAUGGAGGAAAAGUUUGCCUGCUUUGUUAUUGCAGGUAUCGCUUUUUCAGACUUUAGCUGGACCUAUUGGGUUUUUAGCUUUGCGGCAUAUAUCAUAUCCUACCAUGGUAUUGGGGAAGUCAUGUAAACUUAUCCCAGUACUACUCCUCAACGUCUUACUGUACCGACGUAGAUUCUCGCCUCACAAAUACGUCGUAGUGGCACUUGUCACUGUUGGUAUAAGCUUGUUCAUGCUUUUAGCUGAAGGUGGAAAGAAGAAGAAGGGUGGGAACGAUAGUGCAUGGGGACUUUGGUUAUUGGGUGUAAACCUUGUCAUAGAUGGUUUGACCAAUUCCACUCAAGACCAGCUCUUUUCGACCUAUCCUCAAUUCUCAGGCCAACAAAUGAUGUUUUUCAUGUCAUUCUUCACCCAACUUCUCCUUCUUCCCUUACUACUACUUCCCCUUCCUACUCAUCCCUUAUCGCUCUUAUCUCACUUGCCAUUCCCCUUAUCUCCCUCUCAAUCUACCAUCCCAAUAUCAUUCGCCAAACCCGAAAUACUCAACUGUCUAUCGUUCAUCCUGGCUCAUCCAACCGUCCUAUCGCCCCUACUGGCCUAUGCCCUCUUAGGUGGAUUAGGGCAACUAUUCAUAUUUGAAACUAUCCAGCACUUCGGUAGUUUGACUUUAGUCAUGGUUACAGUCACUCGGAAGUUAUUCACGAUGUUGCUUAGUGUGGUUGUAUUUGAACAUCAGUUAACGAAGGGUCAAUGGGUAGGCGUGGGAGUGGUGUUUGGUGGGAUCGGAGUGGAGGCUGGCAUGAAAAGGCAAGAAAUGCUUAGAAGGGCUAAGAAGGAUAAGUAA